Messenger RNA from Babesia ovata, 1053 nucleotides. RefSeq names its product RPC10 subunit of RNA polymerases and III, putative. The transcript is spliced from 4 exons. NCBI's taxonomy places the organism in Eukaryota, Apicomplexa, Aconoidasida, Piroplasmida, Babesiidae. The record is from RefSeq and is a predicted model, not a curated record. Bases 1 to 1053 code for a protein of 350 amino acids.
AUGGAGGCUUCAAAUUCUAUUGAAACUCAGGAGCAUCUCGAACCCAUUAUCUACAUUUGCGCCGGUCUGAAGCAGCAAGUCGAGAAGUUUCUCACGUGCGAUGACGAUGGCCUGCUUGGUCUUUACGACGAGUACGUGCAGUUCAAGGCGCUGUUGACGCAACUGCUCUCAACAGUGGCGCGUUACAGGAUACAACUCAGUAGCACCGAUGCAACGAAGGUCUUUUGGGGCCCGAAGACGCGCCUGAUAAUCGAGACGCUAGUGCGGCACUACGACAAGGUCUACGAAAUCGAUGAGGAGCAGUUGGCACCCCGUUUCGCAGAGGUUGAGCGAGUGAAUGAGCUCUUGUCAAAACAGGCAACCGAGGAUGCGGAUGAAGACGAGGGUGAAGAAAUUUCCAUCCUUGAGGAGACCAAGGAGGACCUCAAACGCAUACAGCAGGUCAAGGAGCAGCUCAAGAACAAACCCGGAUUCCUCCAAGCCAACCUAAGCGACAUCCCAAAUCAAGAUGCAGCAGUGGCCAACGCGUUUUACUGUGUGCAGCAGGUGUAUAAAAACGACCCCGCCGUGUCACUUGAAGAUAUACUUGCCAAACUCUACAAGGACGACUCCGACAAUUUCCUGCUCGUUCUGGGAAACGUCUCGAACCUAAUCUCGCAAAUUGCCAAGCACCCAGACGAGCUCCAACUGCGUCUGCUCCGCGUGAAUAAUGAACAACUUUACGAGGAUAUAAUUAGACACCCGGGGGCCGUGGCCCUGCUGAAGUACACCCGCUUCAAAAUAAAGCACGGCGAGGAACUCAAGGACGCACUUACACAGCUUGGUUUCACCGACAUGUCUGAUGAGUAUUUUCUCUAUCUCAACGAGCCCGAUAUGUUUGGUGACUACGGAGCCUGGAAGGAAUGGAUCGACUUCGUAGGCUCCACAAGUCGCCUCCUCGAGAACUUCACGGCUGCGUAUAAGUCCUUACUUCGAACGAAGCGGUCGGAAGCAGUAGACACGGUGGCGGAGGCCAUGUCGCAAUCUAGGGUUGCUAUAGGGGAGGUGCCCUAG